UGUGUGUGCAUGUGUGUGUGCAAGUGUUUGUGGUCGCUGCACUGAGGAAGAGGAGGAAAAGCGAGAGGCAGCCGGCGGGCGGACGUCCUUGUCCUUGGGAAGAAGAGAGAGAGACAGAGAGGGAGAGAGAGAAGAAAAAAACAGAAAACCUGCACACGAGAAGUCAUUGAGGCAAGCCAGGAUCCAGCUGCAUCUGAGCUCUGAGAGCACCAGCCGAUUAUGCACCGUGUGUCUGAGCACGCGCCCGCCGUUUGAUCCGCACACAUCUUAAUAUGAGGAAUGUUGGUCCCGAGGGAUCUCUCGGAACGCAGAAUGAAUGUAUCAAAGGCCCAAGUUAAUAGCGAAGAUAAGUACGCCAAAUGCGGCACGUGGAGAAUGCAACAGCAUUACGACGUCGAGGCGAGUCACAUGCGCGAUGCGCAUGCACUAUAUAACCAAAGCAGGCUGCUCUGCAGAAUGUCCAGCAAAGACCGCCACAUUGAGUCCAACUGCCCCUCCUACAUUAAGACUGAACCCUCUAGCCCUGCCUCGCUGACAGACAGCGUCAACCACCACAGCCCCGGCGGCUCUUCGGACGCCAGCGGCAGCUACAGCUCUGCCAUGAACGGCCACCAGAACGGCCUGGACUCACCAACCCUGUACGGGCCGGGCGGUGCGCUAGGCCCCAACGGAGCUGGUACCAAGCGCUACGAGGACUGCUCCAGCACCAUUGGCGAGGACUCGCAGAUCAAGUGUGAAUACAUGCUGAACUCCAUGCCCAAGCGCCUGUGCCUGGUUUGCGGCGACAUCGCCUCGGGCUACCACUACGGCGUGGCCUCCUGUGAGGCCUGCAAGGCCUUCUUCAAGAGGACCAUUCAAGGCCUGGCCACAGGGAACAUCGAGUACAGUUGUCCCGCCACCAACGAAUGUGAGAUCACCAAGCGCCGACGGAAGUCCUGCCAAGCCUGCCGUUUCAUGAAGUGUCUGACCGUUGGGAUGAUGCGAGAAGGAGUGCGGCUGGACCGGGUGCGCGGCGGCAGACAGAAAUACAAACGCCGGAUAGACGCAGAAAACAGUCCCUACCUGAACCCACAGCUGGCCCUGCCACCCAAAAAGCCAUUCCCCUUUGGCUGCCUUGCAGAUAACAAAAUUGUGUCGCACUUGCUGGUGGCUGAGCCUGAGAAGAUCUACGCCAUGCCGGACCCCACCGUACCGGACAGUGACAUCAAGGCCCUGACCACGCUCUGUGACCUGGCUGACCGCGAGCUAGUUGUCAACAUCGGCUGGGCUAAGCAUAUCCCAGGGUUCUCAACGCUGUCGCUGGCCGACCAGAUGAGCCUCCUACAGAGCGCCUGGAUGGAGAUACUGAUCUUACGCGUGGUCUACCGGUCACUGCCGUUCGAGGACAAGUUGGUCUACGCUGAGGACUACAUCAUGGACGAGGACCAAUCCAAGCUGGCUGGCCUACUGGACCUGAACAAUGCCAUCCUGCAACUGGUGAAGAAGUACAAGACCAUGAAGCUGGAGAAAGAGGAGUUUGUUACUCUUAAAGCUAUAGCGCUCGCGAAUUCAGACUCCAUGCACAUAGAGGAUGUGGAUGCAGUGCAGAAGCUCCAGGAUGUUCUGCAUGAGGCCCUGCAGGACUACGAGAGCAGCCAGCACGUGGAGGACCCACGCCGGGCCGGCAAGCUGCUCAUGACCCUGCCUCUGCUCCGGCAGACCUCUACCAAGGCUGUGCAGCACUUCUACAGUAUCAAACAGGACGGCAAGGUGCCCAUGCACAAACUCUUCCUGGAGCUGCUAGAGGCCAAGGUCUAGCUCAGUCCCUUACUUAGGCCACACCCCUCGUUUGGAAAGUGGGCGGGUCAUAUCGAUGACCCCACCCGUUUCGCCAGGCAGGCAGUGACUGAUUCUCCGCUACUGACGGUGAAACUUUUGUCUAUAAACGGUAUCAAAUAAUGACAAGAAACAAACAUAACCUUUAUGGUACUCGUAACUAUUGACAGUGAUACAUACAUUACGGAAUGAUUAAAGUGUCGUUAUUGAGAAAAAUGUUGAAGGGGGGGGGGGGGACUGCUUUCUCUAUUUAGCAGUGGGACUUGGAACCAGCUUUUGACUUGUUUUUCUCCAAAAUCUGAUGCAGUUUCUAGAGCUAUCGAAAACAUUUUGUUGAUUUUCACAAAACCUGGAGCCGAGAAAGAUCAGCCCUGCCAAAGGAAGGAGUUCCACUGAGUUGGAAGCCAGCAAACUGUACUGUCCUAAACCCAUGUCCAGCUAUCAUCUUAUUCGAGGAACCUAGGAAGAAUCCCUCUUUAUCAGACAGCCGCAACAAGACGACUUGCAGUAGUAUUACCACCAGACCUCACCGGAGCAGUUAGCCAAACAGAGAUUUCUUUGGUUUUGUUUUAUUCUUUUUCUUUUUUUUUUUAUGCCUUUUAUUUCCAUAUUUGAAGAAGCUGCUCCUCUCAUUAAUUUCACCACAGUCACCGGGGUUUGAUUCCCUUCUGGUUUUUUUCAAGUCUUCCAAACACUUCUAGCCACUUUUAAUGAUUUUAUCUGUAUCUUUUCAGGGAAUAGCCUGAGCUUUAGUCUCUCAUGCAAUACAAAACAAAGAGGUACUGCGGUGGACAAGGAAUAGACUAAUUUAUUUAUUGAUAUUGUUUUACUGUGUUUUAUUUUGGUGUAUUUUUACUUCAAUGAAGGGUGUAAAUAGGCUUUGUGGUAUGGUCAUCAUACACAAGUUUUGUUCAUAAAUGUUACUGGAACUGAUUGCUUUUCUACCAGCUUGACCACUUACGAGUCAUAAAAAUAAACCCUCGCGAUCUUCUCCAAGCAAUAUAUGUUCUCCUAAAAAGCAGAGGUGUGUAAAUGUAAUGCGAUUUCUGUUAGUGCCCGUCUUCUUUGGGAAACUGAAUUUCCUGCAGCUUUAGCUUUCGUUUCUGUGCUUGAUAUAAGAUGAUAGUUGACAGAAAUGAUGGCAAGAAGGACCAUAAACAUUAACUCAUAUGAUAUAUGCAUUUAUAUUAACCCCAAUCUCUUUACUUUUAUUGGCAUUAUUUCAUAUCAAAGCAGUUAUAUGAACUUUGUGAAGCAAGUUAGCACUUAGGCGAGACGUCACCACUACUUGGAGUAACGUUGUAGCUCUAGUUUCAUGUCGGUCCUAUUUUUUAUGAUGAAUAGAGGCUCCGAUAUCAUGAUGUAAUCUUCACAACCAGACAUUUCUUUAGCGGAGAAGCUAAGUAACUAAGCAAGCUAUCCACAGCACUCAUCUGAAAUAUGUCAGUAUUAGUAUGGGGUAUUUUCUGAAUAUUCUUAAACGUUGUAAAUUGUAAAUUAACAGAUUAUAAAACUAACCUAAGACAUUUUAUUGGAACAAAAUGAAAAAAAAAUGUAGUUCAGCUUGAUGUUUCAUGUCUGCUGUGCUUUCUUCUGAACCAUUUAUUUCUUUUUCUCCCUCCUUCUGUUCCAUGCAAUGAUGUUGUGUGCUUUUCGUGGUGGUUCCAGUUUUUUGUGCUGUUUUUUUUUCUUCUUUUCUUUCUUAUUCUUUCUUUUUUUUAGAGACAGGGUAGAUAAUAGAGACACUACUGGAUGUACAAAUCCUCAGGAGACGAGUACGAUGGGUUCUCAAAUAACUUGCUGAAGAAAAAAGACUUUCUAGUUCCUGCUAGAUCAACAAGGUCCGCAAUCAAUGUAAUCUAUACUGAUGUAUAAGUGAUUUAACAGUUAUUUAAAGGAAGGAACAACAUAUAUUAAAAAAGGGAUCAUUUUGUCUAACUACUUUCCUGUAGAGUAACACUGUAUAUCUUAGGUUAAAAUGAAUAAUACGCUUUUGAGUAUCUCAAAACAGUAGUGGAUUUUUUUUUUCCACUUGUUUUUUUUUUUCCUCCUUAACAAGACGCUGUACAUAAGGCCUUCCAUGCUAAACAACUUCGUUGUAAUAUUAUCUUUACUCUUUGAGGCUGCAAAGGGAAAAAAGAAAAAACUUUAUGUUUUGGUGUAGGAUCAGUUUCCAAAACUAUCGCUUAAACUUUGUGUGCUAAAUAAAAAUGAAAAAAGGACUUAAAGAAUAGAUUUUUUAUUUUUAUUUAUUUUAUUUUAUUUUAUUUUUUGGAAUAAAACGGGGAUGGGAUUUUAUUUCAUUUCUGUUUCCUCCCUUCUGUCUUGUUCUAUAAAUACCGUGUAAUAUCUAUCAUUAGCUAUACAGAACUAUAAUUAGAUUGUGCUUUGGAGAGGUUAGUGUAACGUAACUGAACAUUAUUCAUGGAAACUCAUCAGAUGAAACGGUCAAAAACAGGAGGGUUCUUGCUGUUGAUAGGACGUUGGCACUUUCAUUUUUUUACACAACACAACUCGUGGCAGAAAGGUGCUGUUUCUUUGUGAUUUUUUUCUUUCUAUCCUGUUGUCUGUUACGUUGUCUUUACCAUGAAAAACGGUACUGAACACUAAGCAGAUGGAACUUAGGAAACCGUAACCUGCCAGCGAUUUUAAGCUGAGCUUUUCAACCACUUUUAGUUUCGUAAUGUCACACAGAUGUUGCAGCAAGCAGUCCUGGGCCUGUGUGCACUGAGUGUGCUGACCUGGGGUCAGCUCUGUUUCUCUCUGUCUGGUAAUAUGAACAACAAAACGAAACUGAUCCUAGAUCAGCGCUCUUGCUUUAAGAAGUCUGGCGCAUAACCCCUGCUCAGUCUUGAGGUGCAUUGAAAUACUGACCUUUUCUCAGAUCGUUCACAAAGCUUUCUUAUAAACGGAGCAUCCUCGCAGAAGAUAAAGCGUUUUGUGAAUCUGUAGUGACCAUCAUUUUGGACAGUAUACUCCACGAGCAGCUUAGAUCAUCAGAAGGCUUUUGCUCUGUGUCUUUUAGCGCGCUACUCGAGCCCUGAGCGCAGAGCGAAGUGUAAUUUAGCCAUACCGACGACUUUUUUCCAACAUAUUUUCUUAUUUAAAGCAAUACGACUGUGCGGCAACCAGGUGUCGCACUUUGUGAUUGAAUUAGAUCAAAAUGCUGUAUUUAUUGGACUAUUUUGCAAUUUAAGGAAUAUUAGGAACAAUAAUAUGAAGAUGUACAAACAACUGCUAUUUUUUAUUAUAUAUGACGUUAUGGGCGUUGGUUAUAUUUAUUCUCGUGUCGGUGUCUGCCAAACGCGGCGAGGGGUUUCGCGGCGGUCGAACCUGCAAAGUGUGGAAAACACUGAUGGAAAGGAAGAGCUUGAGGAAAAAUAUAUAAAAAAAAAGAGAAAAAAAACAACCUUAUAAGAUCAAUAAGAUAAUGAUAUAAAUUUCAAUCCAGGAGUUGCUGAAACAGCCUGUAGUGAGAACCAUGUCUGUAGUUCUAGAUGUGCUCCACAUCAGUAAAAUAAUUAACUGUAUAUUUUUGUGAUGUGUAUCAUACAGUGUGCUCCAACGAUUCUGUCCAUUUGUGUAAAUGUAUUUAUUUUACAUUGUAUAUAUUGUUCAAUGCAAAAAGAGAGACCUAUGAUUCUGUAACUACGGUCAGUUCAGAUGUGUAACUCCAAUUAUGCCUUUCAGGAUAAUGGUAGAGCAAUAUUAAAACAUGCUUCCAGUUUUGA
Messenger RNA from Pygocentrus nattereri (red-bellied piranha), 5546 nucleotides. RefSeq names its product estrogen-related receptor gamma a (gene esrrga). Gene Ontology annotation, molecular function: nuclear steroid receptor activity; zinc ion binding; sequence-specific DNA binding. Gene Ontology annotation, cellular component: nucleus. The transcript has 9 exons. NCBI's taxonomy places the organism in Eukaryota, Metazoa, Chordata, Actinopteri, Characiformes, Serrasalmidae. Bases 280 to 1797 code for a protein of 505 amino acids. The record is from RefSeq and is a predicted model, not a curated record. Gene Ontology annotation, biological process: regulation of DNA-templated transcription.